AGGGGAUUUGAAGUACUCAAGGGGCAGGGAUUCAGAAAGGGACAAAAAGCCUGAUGAUGUACAUAGACAUGAAAAGCGAAGAUUCAGUGAGAAUGAGUCUAGAUCUCAAAAAUGGAGCAAUAAAAAUGAAUACAGCAAUUCGAGAUCAUCGAGGAAUAGAGUUUCAAGUGACAGCUCAGAGGGUCCUAAAGGUGACACAAGAUUAAGAGAAAGUGGUAAUAAAUCAAUAGAAAAUGACGACCCCUCAAAAAGUGGACAUGGAGGAGGAAUAUUCCGGCUAGAACGUGAACCAGUGGAUCCACAUAAACAGAGCCACCCUCACGCAUCCCACACUCACACAUCCCAUCAGAGGGAUCCUCCCCCUCCCAGCAGGGGUAGAGGUCAAUACUCAUCACGUGGUAGGGGCUCCCAUCGGAAGCUGUAUGACCCUAGUAAACCUCACGAUCAUAAAGUGUCAAACCAGCUCAGGUUUAAGGACGAUUAUGAGGAAGAUUAUGAGCAGCAGGGAAGGAUAACAGGUGGAUAUGAUCAAGGAGGAUAUGAUCAGGGGUAUGGACAUGGGGGAUAUUAUCAGCAAGGCUUGUAUUGUGAUAGUAGUAUAUACACAGAUGAUACAUACACUAGGGAUCCAUAUUACCAUAGCUAUAAUGCUAGCACUGAGGAAGCUGGUAGUGGUAAAGAGGAAGAAGCCAGGAAGUUGUUACAUGAUGCGUUACCAUUGGAGACCCAACUCUCUAGUUUAAUUGCUAGGAGACUGCCCUCUAACAUCACCCUUGAUGCUCUCUUGAAACUGAGACUAGAGGUUGAGAGAAGACUAGAGUUGGUCAUUCUACAAGAUCUUGACUACUCUUGCAAACACAAUGUGGAUCAGUUACUAUGGAAAUCUGCCUAUUAUCAAGUUAUUGAACUGAUGCGCAAACAAGUGGCAGAACAUAAUGAAGACAUGGUGAAGAAACAUCUAGUGAAACUUCUAGAGGAGGGCUGCUUUUUCUAUGAAAGUUUGUUAAGAAAGUUGGAGAGUUGCUACAAAUUUGAUCUGAAUGUCUUCAUCAGUGAACUACAGCGGCAUCCUGAUAAUCUGAGACGAAGUGUUAAAUUAGCUAUUCUAUGUUGCCAACGAGUGAUGAUUUGCCUUGGUGAUCUCGCCAGGUACAAAGAGCAGGUGCACAAUGGCGUCAACUAUGGUAGAGCCAGGAGUUGGUACCUAAAAGCUCAGUAUAUCGCUCCAAAGAAUGGACGACCCUAUAACCAGCUGGCAAUCUUGGCUCUCUACACACGCAGGAAACUUGAUGCCGUGUACUAUUACAUGAGAAGUCUGGCAGCCAGCAAUCCAUUUUUAACAGCCAGGGAAAGUCUCAUGGCGCUUUUUGACGAAGCUAGGAAAAAGGCAGAAGUACAGGAGAGGAAAAGGAGAGCAGUCGAGACCCCAACGUUGGAAAUUGAACAAGGAGAGCAGAGUGACAGAAUUGAAAUCUGGGUCUCACCAGAUGGCUCCAGUGUCACAGAGACCGUACAACAGGAAGAUGCCCUCUCCAAUCUCUCGACCAAUGAACUCAAUAGGAGAUUUACGCUCAGUUUUCUUCUUGUUCAUGGAAAGCUUUUUACAAAAAUAGGGAUGGAGGACUUCGAUGAGAUGUGCGGGAAGAUGUUACAAGAGUUUGAAGCUCUCUUAUCGCGUACCCCUCAUGAAGUAUUGUCCAAUCAGAGACUACUACAGCUUAUAGCCAUCAACAUGUUUGCCAUUGAGAAUUCAGCUAUAAAAGAUGAUCGGGUAUUGGAAACUGAGUGUAGAUCUGUGAUUGAAGAACAGGCCACGCAACUAGGUUUAGACAUGUUAGGAAUGCUUGUUGCGAGGUGCUCCGAACUUCUGAAAAGUCAUUUAGCCAGUCAUCAUUUUCCCAAGGACCUGGUGUCCCCUGAUUUGAGGGAGCUUUUACCAGCAGUGAAGGCAUGGUGUGAUUGGAUGUCGUGUCACAUGCCUGCCUGGAACCCACCUCCAGUGCAGAGGCCUCCUGGUGUAGGUCCUGAGAUAGAUGUUUGGGAAACACUUGCCAAUUUCAUCAACCUGUUGAGGAGUGUUGACAUUUCUGUUAUUGACAUGUUUGAAGAACAUAAUCUACCAUCUGGUGGUAUUCCAAUACUGUUAAGUGAGGAGGCUGGCCUUGCAGGGUUUGUACCAUUACUGGCACAUAUGCCCCGUCAACUCUUCACACUCCCCGAUGCUGAUAAUGUCCUGGCAUGUGAUUGUGCUAGGAUUGCGCUGCUGAGGUACUUUGGUGAAUACUUGAAUGGCAUUGAGCCCCCGAUGUUUGGAUAUAAUGUUGAGAAGAAAUUGUACUAUUCAGUUGCUCCAAAACUGAAGGAUGAAAGAGUUAGUAAAGAAUCUUCUCAGGCCAAACUUGACCAGAGUUUGGAAGAUAAUGAUAUGGAGGAUCUAGUCACACAAGAUGAGAGUCAUGGAGAGGGAGACAUUGGAGAGUUAAGGAAACAGAAAGAACUGUUGGAAAAGAAGGUUAAACAGCAACAAGAGCAUCAACUUAAUAUUAAUGCAAUUCUAGAAAGCAGUAGAGACCAUAGAAUCCAGAUCACUAUUCGUCCAGUCUUCCUCGUGCCAGACACUAACUGUUUCAUUGACCAUCUUGCCACCAUUACAGCAAUACUGAACUCAAAGAAGUAUAAGCUGAUUCUACCUCUAGUAGUAUUAAACGAGCUUGAUGGGCUAAGUAAGGGAGGUAACAACAGCCAAUAUGAGAGCCAGGAUCAUGCCACUAUGGUCCAACAAGAGGCCACUAAAGCAGUUGCUUAUCUUGAAGAACAAUUUGAACAGCGUAAUCCACAUAUUAGGGCACUUACAUCAAAGGGCACGACCAUUGAUACUGUGGCAUUUCGUAGUGAAGAAACAGAUAAAACAGGCAACAAUGACGACCUAAUACUGUCAUGUUGUUUGCACUACUGCCAAGAUAAAGCCAGAGAUUUUAUGCCAAGACCUGACACUGGGAAACGAGUGCAGCUUCAACGAGACGUCGUUCUCCUCACAGAUGACCGAAACCUGCGACUAAAGGCUCACACUCGCAAUGUUCCAGUUAGGCACAUUAUGUCAUUUUCACGCUGGGCGAAACUGUCCUAGACUUUAUCAUUACUUGAUUAUUAUUUUAUUGUUAGAAUUAUUUACGAUGACAUGUGUGCUAUUUGCAUUACAGGCACAUGAGUAAUUUAUUAUUAAAGUCCCAGUAUCUGUUUUUAGCAAAAUCUCAGAAAAAUGUUUUGUUUCUGCUUUUGGAGAUUUGCUGUUCCGAAGAUUUUUUAAGAACAAUCACACAAAUCACGAACAAUCACAGUAGUUUAGUGAUGAUUCAAAGAAAGGGAGCUGAGCUUAUAAGUUUAUUUAUUACAAAUUUAAAAUUUCUACUUUAUAACUUGAAAUUUUUAGAUGUGAGUUUUUUGGAGAGCUUGUCAUUAAAAGGUAUAUUCCUAUUGCUUUCUGUUACGGUUGCUAAAACCAAUUAUCUAUUUUCCAUACUUAGUAAAAAUUUGAAAAAGAAUCUUAUGAUGUAGUGAAAAUUGAUAAAUGCUCAUGUUGCCAUCUAUAUUAAGUUUAUAUUCAAGACAAUGUUUGAAACAUUAUUAGGCUGGUAUGUCUGUUGAGUUUUUUGUUUUGUU
This is a messenger RNA of Owenia fusiformis, 3660 nucleotides long. The record is from the annotation of a GenBank genome assembly. Lineage: Eukaryota; Metazoa; Annelida; Polychaeta; Sabellida; Oweniidae.